UAAGCCCAUUCAAACGGCACUGUUGAGCUCACAGAACAUUUAGCUGAAUGGAUGCAAUGGGUGAUAGCGAAGGCCAUAGGAUUGUGAGCUCUACUGCGUUGUGGAGGGGUGACCGCCGGCCAGCCCAAAUUGUCCAGGUAUCGCAGUUGGAGCAGGACAUUGAACGAGCACCUCAACAGGGAGAAAGUGGGCCCGUAGCAUUUGAUACAGAUUAUAUUCGAUGGUUAGAAGAACACGACAAACACAUCAAUGAGUUAAGGAACGCUGUCAAAUCACAUGCACGUGAUCCUGAACUGCGAAGAAUUGCGGAUAAUGUCACUGCACAUUACGAUGAGGUCUUUAGGAUGAAAGGAAAUGCAGCCAAGGCGGACGUAGUCCAUGUCUUGUCAGGCAUGUGGAAAACCCCUGCUGAGCGUUGUUGUAUGUGGAUUGGUGGUUUCCGCCCCUCGUUACUGCUUAAGCUUCUAGUCAAUCAGUUAGAUCCUCUGAGUGAGCAACAAGUAGCUGACUUUAACAACUUGCAGCUGUCAUCCCAUCAUGCUGAAGUUGCUCUCUCACAAGGUAUGGAGGCGCUGCAGCUAUCAUUGGGGGAGACAUUAGCCAUGGGAUCUCCAUUUACUGAAUCAGGGAAUGUAGCUACUACUUAUAUGUGUCAAAUGGCAAUGGCUAUGGGGAAAUUAAUGACUCUUGAAGAUUUUCUCCGUCAGGCGGACAGCCUGCGUCAACUAGUAUUGCAACAAAUAUAUCGCAUACUGACAACCAGACAAUAUGCCCGUGCUCUUCUUGCAAUAAAUGAUUACUUCUCAAUUUUUCGGGUUCUCAGCUCUAUUUGGCUAGCCAGACCACGAGAGCAAUAAGCACAAAAACCAUUGCAGUAUUCUGCUGAAAUUCGGACACUACUUUGAUACACUGGCCAGUAUAUGAGAUGCAGCUAAGUUGCUAUAUUUUGAAGUGGUGGUACUGUAUGUGCCUUGUGGAAGUACAAAAUUUGUUUUUCAAAGUAUAGAGAAAUUUAGCAGGGGUGUUUGUCAUUUAGAUAGUUUUCCCAAAGUGGUGUAUAUUGUGCUUUUGUUCCACUUCUUUUUGUGUGGGUUGAAACAUUUAAUUUUGUUGAAUUAACCUUCUGUACUCUCUAAUAUAUCUUGUGAUAUUAUUUUCUGUACGAAUUGUAAGACCAAUUGCUUAAUUUUAUUUUUCAAAAAAAAGUUGAUGUA
Solanum lycopersicum (tomato) is the source of this 1214-nucleotide messenger RNA. NCBI's taxonomy places the organism in Eukaryota, Viridiplantae, Streptophyta, Magnoliopsida, Solanales, Solanaceae. The record is from RefSeq and is a predicted model, not a curated record.